This is a messenger RNA of Triticum turgidum subsp. durum (durum wheat), 708 nucleotides long. The record is from the annotation of a GenBank genome assembly. Lineage: Eukaryota; Viridiplantae; Streptophyta; Magnoliopsida; Poales; Poaceae.
AUGGUGCCGAGGCUGGAGCGCGGCGGCGGUGGCGGGUUCCAGCUCCCCAACUCCGAGCAGGAGAACUCGCUCUUCCUCCGCGCGCUCAUCUCCGUCGUGUCCGGGGACACCGCGGCCCCCGCCCUGCACCCGGAGCCAUCGAACCCGCCGUUUGCCGCUGCCGCUGCCGCUCCGGCGGCGACGACCGGGUCGAGCAGCGAGGGGGAGGAGUGCUCGGCCGCGAGCUUCGUGAGGAACGGCGGCGUGGGCAAGCGGCGGGCUGGCGGCGGCGGGAGCAAGUUCAGGGGCGUGCGGCAGCGGCCGUGGGGCAAGUGGGCGGCGGAGAUCCGCGACCCGCACCGCGCCGUGCGCAAGUGGCUCGGCACCUUCGACACCGCCGCCGAGGCCGCGCGCGCCUACGACGUCGCCGCGCUCGAGUUCCGCGGCCACCGCGCCAAGCUCAACUUCCCGGCGUCGUCGUCGGCGGCCUCCGCGUCCGCGUCCGCGUCCGCGUCCGCUUCCGCUUCCUCCUGGGCGGCUGCGCAGCCCCAUCCCCAGCGGCAGCAAAGGCCGGAGAGCCCUCGCGAGAAGUGCGGGUCAAAUGCGUCGUCGCCGGCGCACGUGCCGGAGCAGGGGAGGCCGGUGGCGCGGGAGCAGGAGAUCUGGGACGGGCUGCACGAGAUCAUGAUGAUGGACGACGGCAGCUUCUGGUCCAACCCCAAGCCAUGA